AUGCUAAACUCUUCCCCGAUAACUGACACACAUCUAAUAAGUAGUGAAAUUAUAACCUAUGAUCAUACUGACGAGUUUCGUUAUUUUGUUGGCCGACGAUUUCAUAAUGUCACUAAAUCCCGCUAUUGUUUACCAAAUGAUGAAAUUGCCAUGGAGCAAGAAAAUGUAACUCAUGAGACUUUACGUGCAGCUUGGCAGUCUAAUUUUUCUGCACCUAUCGUAGAUACGCUAAAGAUGGGUGGUGUAAGAGUAUUGGAUGUCGGUUGUGGUUCAGGUUCAUGGAUCGUGGAAAUGGCUCAACAAUAUCCAAAUUGUCAUUUUACAGCAGUGGAUUUUUCACAAUUGCUACCAAGGGAAGCAAGACCCGAGAAUGUAAGCUUCAUAGAAGCAAAUAUUCUGGAUGGUCUGCCAUUUGCAGCAAAAAUAUUUGAUUAUGUACAUAUGAGAAACAUGACUUUUAGUUUUUCAGAGGAGGAAUGGAAAUUCGCCAUAAAAGAAAUAUUAAGAGUUACAAAAACAGGCGGAUUUAUCGAAUUAAUGGAACUUGAAUUAUCUCUACAUAAUGACGGGCCAAUAUCGAGACUUUUGUAUAACGCACGAUCAACGGAUCUCCAAUCACGAGGGAUUGCUGUGAAAACAUACGAUGUAAUUCAAAGUUUGAUGGAGUCACAGAAAUUCUCGAAUAUUGAUAAGAAACAAAUCACAAUACCUUUUGGAAAAUGGGCUGGAGAAAUAGGAGCGAGGAUGGCUGACAGUGCAGUAUGCUGCUUCCGGACUUUUAAAAUAAAAUAUUCUGACACAAUCGGCGUCGAACCACAAGAAUAUGACAAUAUGCUUGAAUCGUGGUCGGAUGAGGUUGACGAGUAUAAACCAUGCUGCAUUGCCUAUCGUUGGUGGGCGCAAAAAGUGUACUAG
Messenger RNA from Ambispora gerdemannii, 915 nucleotides. The record is from the annotation of a GenBank genome assembly. Lineage: Eukaryota; Fungi; Glomeromycota; Glomeromycetes; Archaeosporales; Ambisporaceae.